This is a messenger RNA of Aspergillus nomiae NRRL 13137, 534 nucleotides long. Its product is annotated as Ser/Thr protein phosphatase family protein. Lineage: Eukaryota; Fungi; Ascomycota; Eurotiomycetes; Eurotiales; Aspergillaceae. Bases 1 to 534 code for a protein of 177 amino acids. The transcript has a single exon. The record is from RefSeq and is a predicted model, not a curated record.
AUGCCCAGGCCCGAAAAGAAGCAGAGCAACGGACUCUUUGUGUCGAACGUUGACAAUGAGCAGGCGGUUCGUGACCUGUUCCCUGAGGAGGACAAGGCAAAGAUAAUCAAGCUUGACAAAUGGGGCAAAUACAACCACGUUGUGAUGUUCACCACUGUUGAAGAGGCCAAGGCUGCUCUCGAUCGUCAGCCCCCAGAGCACAAGAAGCCCACGCCCCCCGGUCAACCUCGUAAGCCUAACAUCAAGUUCUUCGAAGACCGUGGUAGCCACCGCGGCAAUGCUGGCACAUGGCAGAGCAGCAACCGGGGAGGCAACACUUCUCAGCGUGGAUACCAGAGCGGUGGUGCCAGCGACAGUGAAGGAGGACGGGGACGUGGUGGAUUCAGUGGACGUGGUCGCGGCCGUGGUGAUCGUGGUCGCGGCGGACGCGGUGGUCGUGGCGGUUUCAACAAGGGAGGACCUACCUCGGAUUCACCUGCUCCAUCGACAUCGACACCAUCUGGUGAGAAGCCCACAGCGGCUGGCGAUGCUUGA